Molecule: messenger RNA, 1497 nt
Organism: Auxenochlorella protothecoides
Lineage: Eukaryota; Viridiplantae; Chlorophyta; Trebouxiophyceae; Chlorellales; Chlorellaceae
Product: Clathrin interactor EPSIN 3
Exons: 4
Coding region: 1-1497 (498 amino acids)
Biological process (GO): endocytosis
Cellular component (GO): clathrin vesicle coat; plasma membrane; endosome
Molecular function (GO): phospholipid binding; clathrin binding
Source: RefSeq, a predicted model, not a curated record
AUGGAGAAGCUCCAGUCCGUGGACUGGAGGGGUCUGUACAAGACGGCCACCAACAAGGUCAAAAAGUACACCAUGAACCUGUCGGAGCUGGAGCUGCAGGUGGAGGAUGCCACCAGCCUGGAGGUCUGGGGCCCCCAUGGCUCUGUGAUGACAGAGAUUGCCGAGUCCUCCUUCGAUCCAGAGAGCUACCGUCAGAUCAUGGGGGUGAUCGCCAGGAGGCUCAAGGAGGAGGGUGAGAACUGGCGCAUGUGCUACAAAGCCCUGCUCCUUCUGGAGUUCCUGAUCAAGCACGGCCCCACCCAGGUGGUACGCGACGUGGAGUCCAGCGGCGGCGUGCUGGAUCGCCUGACCCGCUUCCAGUUCAAGGACCCCAAUGGCAAGGACCACGGGCAGAACGUGCGGCACCGCGCGGGGGAGAUCGUGGCGCUGGUGGCCGACCCGCCGCGCCUGGCCGCGGAGCGGGAGAAGGCGCGGGCCAACCGCACCAAGUACACCGGCGUCGUGUCCAGCUGGGCGCCCAGCGUGCAGCCCAGCGGCGGCUGGCACCAGAGCGUGCGCGGCAGCGUGCUGGCGGGCGACAGCUUCACACUGGGGGAGGGCGAGGCGCAGGGCGCCUCGCUGUCCCCGGGCCUGUCGACCAGCUUCUCGGGCGGCGCGGGCGUGGGCGCGGGCGCGGGCCUGGACGACGGCUCGCACUACAUCUCGCGGCGCCGGGACGGCGCCGGCGCCGGCGGCGCGGAGGACGCCGUCGCCGCCACGCGCGCCCGCAUCGAGUCGCUGCGGGCCUCGCGCGGCGCGGCGGCCGCGGCCGCGGCGCGCUCGACCGGCCUUGGCGCCGGCGCGGAGGAGGGCAAGCGCCGCCUGCUGGCCGACACGCGGGUCGACCCCCGGAUCGCGGCCUCGCUGGGCCUCAAGCUGGCCGCCGCCCAGCCAGCGGCCCGGGCCCCGGCGCUGGCCGGCGAGGCCGACGGCCGGCCGGGGCCCGAGAGUGGCGGGGCGACGCGCCAGCACGCCUCCAGCGACGACGCGGUGUCCCUGCCGGGCCCCGGCCUCGACCUGCUGGGGGACCUGGUGGGGGAGGACGCCCCGGCCCCCAUGCCCCAGCCGGCCGCAGACCCCUUCGACCCCUUUGCGCCGGCGGGGCUUGCGGACGAGGACGCCGGCCCGCCCCGGGACGCAUGGGACGCCUUCGCCCCUGGCCCCACGCCCCCAGGCCCCACCCCACUGGCGGCUGCGUCGAACGCCCGCGCCCCGCUCCCCGAGGACGCCUUCUCCUCCCUGUCGCUGGGCAGCCCCGGCGCCGGGCCGCCGGCCCUCGGUGCUGUGCCGUCGGGCCUGGGUGCCCUGCCGCCCGUCGCCCCUCUCGUCCCGACCCAGAAACCUGCGCCCCAGGCGGCCUCCAGCUUCGGGAGCAUGCUCAGUGCGGGGGGCUACGGGCUGUCCACCCCCGACACCCGCUCCUCCAAGCCCGACCCCUUUGCCGACCUGCUGGGCUGA